GAUCCGUUUCUUGGAACUGAAAGGCGUUAUCAUCUUUUGUAAAUAAAGAAAAUGGAUACGCAAAAAAUUCUCUUAUUUACCUUGGCGUUGUUUUGUUUUGAUCUGUCCGAUAGUGCGCCAGUUUUCAAUGGCUUGUUGAAAGAUACGAACGCAUCAAACAAAUAUGAGGAAGAUUUUCGAUCAGAAGUAUCUGUAGUAUCAGACAAUGUAACAGCAUAUAAUGUUUCUAAAGAUGACUUGAUGAACAAUUUGACCAACGGUGACUUACCAUUAGUUCUACAAGAAAAGUCUACCUUGAAAAUAGGUGGUAAAGGUAAAACAGGGGGAGGAGGCUCGAAAAGUAACAAAGGUGGCAGUAAAGGGGGUGGUCGCAUUACCAUAUAUAGACCGAUAAGAAAAUACAAUCAUUCCAGUGGUGAUUCAACAAUCACAUAUAUCAUGAUUGGGUGGUUAGGUUUCUUAGGUGUGGGUGUCGGGAUUGCACUAUGGAUAAGUAAAAGGUGUGAAAAAAAUGAGGAUGAGAACAUUGAAAUGGUGAACAAGAACAAAGACAACAGCCAGGGAGAAAAGGAGAAAGUGAACAAAAAGGAGAGCAAUGAAAAAGAUAAGAAAGAAGAAAGCGAGAUGAUUUUAAAAAAGAAUGAGGAACAUACGUGUAAUAAUAAUAAAUACUGCUCUAUAAAAUAUUAAAAUUUUUAGAGAUGUGUUUAAAAAAUUUUUAUACAUUAGAAACAGUGUUUAACAGUCUGUACAUUAAAGCAGUAUACAUUAAAAACGGUUUACAUUAUCCCUUAAAUGUUUAAAUUUAAAACUGUAAUUCUAUACACAAAAUUACUAGAAAAAUAAAUGAUUUUUCUUGUAAUUUUGAACAUCAAUAACGCAAAAAAUUAAUACCCUUCUCCAUUUACUAAAAAUCCGGUUGCACUCUCCAGUGGAUACCAGCUCAUGUUUGAAUCGAGGGGAACGAAUGCUCAGAUGCCCUUGCACGCGACGAAGAUCAACCUCGAGCUGUCAUCUGAGCAGAUGCGAAUGCUGUCGCCAGGCGAAGGAUAUACAACCAGCUUUUCAGCAAUGCAACAAUCCCCGAUCUGAACUGCCCACGAAACUUCUCCUCUACAAUAGCUAGGCUACGCAUACUAGACAUUUCAAAGGCAUGAAGAUCUCACACACCAAUAUAAAAUUCUAUCCCAUCUGCAAGUACUGUCCUCAUUUGCAACUAACUCCAGACUAUGGUUUUGACUGCCAUCGGCUCCCUCUUUCAACUUGGAGCACCCCCAAUCGAAAUUCUCCAUGGCCAUCGGAUUCCAGAACUUGCAAAUCUUGUUAUUAAGACUUUUGGAGGACUCUAAUCUUUGCACUAGCUCUGUAUGCUUAGACACGACAACAACAACAAUAAAUUAUUGCAAAAUUUUCUUACAAUAAGCAUCUCAGUUUGUGAAUGUAAUUUGAAAUGGAUUUGAGGGAUUUUGUGCUUCAUAAAAAGUAUGUUAAUGUAUGUAAUAAUUAUCUUAAAAGAAAUGUGUUAAAAUAGAUGUUCAAAAUGUUCGCAAUUUUUAAACUAUUGUCAUGGAUAAAUUU
This is a messenger RNA of Parasteatoda tepidariorum (common house spider), 1578 nucleotides long. RefSeq lists its product as uncharacterized. Lineage: Eukaryota; Metazoa; Arthropoda; Arachnida; Araneae; Theridiidae. The record is from RefSeq and is a predicted model, not a curated record.